UACAGCUCAGCCGGAUCGAAAACCCGAAAAAUGUCAGUACCUUUCCGCAAUGCAUUGCGGCUCCUUGCUGAAGACGCUACCGAAAUUUUGGAAAAUAAAAAAGAAUUUAAUCUCCCCGAACAAACAGUUAGCAUUUCCCUCCACCGUUCAAAUAUUCGCUCCCUCGUUACAUCCCUAGAACUAGAAUUGGGAAAUGUAUCCGAAACAAUCACAGAUAUAACCUCAGCCCACGAAAGAUGGAUGACAGUCCGUACCAGUAUGACAGGCGCAGAGCGCCAAGCCGACAACCCGAUAUACGAAGCAUUUACUACAGAAACUCCAUUCCUUAAUAUACUACGAGAUUUAAAGAGAUAUUCCCGUAAACUCCUUUCUGAAAAGGCUAAAUUAACAGAAGUUCUUCCCGAUCCCUCCCAAAUCACAAAUACACAUUUUCACCUCCCGAAACUCUCUCUUCCCAAAUUUAAUGGAAAAUGUGUUGAAUUUACUUCCUUUUGGAACUCAUUUAAAGUUGGUGUCCACGACAUUCCAGAUCUUUCCGAUGCCGUUAAAUUUAAUUAUCUCAAGGAAUGUUUAGAUGGACCCGCAUAUUUACUGAUAAAAUCCCUUCCUUUAACCAAUGCUUCUUAUCAUGAGGCAAUCCGACUUCUAAGAGAAAAUUAUGGAAAUUCCGAUGAAAUAAAUAGGACCCUUCUCCAUUCAAUAAGAAAAUUGCCUACAGUACAUUCAAAUAAUGGUCCCGAAAAUCUUUGUAUGGAACUACGAUCAUUCGUAGACAAAUUUGAAUUAUUAUAUUUACAAAUGAUUGAACAGGAAUUUGAUAUCAACACGCUUUCCAUCCAAAUGGAAUUAGAAUCGAAACUCCCACCUCCUAUUCUUGAAGAAAUAUUUAAAGCUAAGGAAGAAAAUGGAGCAAACUGGCAGACCGAUCAAUUACGGACAACAUUAAAACAAAUACUGAAAAGAAAGGAAGGAAUAAAAGCUCUAGACGACCAAAAGAAUGAGCUAAACGAGCAGAUAAGUCACCCUUGUACUCCAAAAUCACCCCGACCCGUUAGACAGACUAGCCCACCUAACACACCACAAUCCUCCCUAACAUUUCAUACAUCUCAACAAAACAAUAAAACAGGGAGGUUUAGAUUCCCCUGUAUUUUCUGUAACCAACCCGACCAUUUAUCCCACCAUUGCUCUAACUAGAAUUCAAUCCAUUCUCGAAAAUCCCGCUUAUAUGAGAAAAAUUUAUGUUUUAAUUGUUAUAAGCCCAACCAUAUUUCGAGGAGUUGUCAAAGACCAAUUACUUGUUCCCAUUGUAAUAACUUACAUCCCAGAGCACUUUGCUCGAAAUUAUUUAAUCCACAAAUUAAUGAACCCUGUAUAGAUGAAGAUUAUAAUGAAGAAACCAUUAUAUCCCCACAAGAAAUUCCCAAGCAACAUACAAU
Meloidogyne enterolobii is the source of this 1436-nucleotide messenger RNA. NCBI's taxonomy places the organism in Eukaryota, Metazoa, Nematoda, Chromadorea, Rhabditida, Meloidogynidae. The record is from the annotation of a GenBank genome assembly.